Molecule: messenger RNA, 4255 nt
Organism: Aphanomyces astaci
Lineage: Eukaryota; Oomycota; Saprolegniomycetes; Saprolegniales; Verrucalvaceae
Product: CMGC/CDK protein kinase
Exons: 6
Coding region: 57-4091 (1344 amino acids)
Biological process (GO): regulation of DNA-templated transcription; protein phosphorylation
Cellular component (GO): chromatin; nucleus
Molecular function (GO): ATP binding; histone H3K36 methyltransferase activity; protein kinase activity
Source: RefSeq, a predicted model, not a curated record
CCAGAAUCGCUGUUCCCAAGCGCGCGGACGAGACGACACUGCAGGCAGGCAAGGCCAUGACAUUAGGAAGCUCGUCAUCUCAUGGAAUGUCCAUGGAAGCAGUCGCUUCGGCGCGGGGUUUUGAGCUUCUCACCCGCUGCGUGUAUGUUCCUCCGCUCAUGCAACCGUCGGUCACGGAAGCUGAACCGUGCUUUUGCAGCUCCACAGACUCGUCGGAAGUUGCAUGCCAUGACACUGAAUGCAUUAACUAUGCGACUUACGUGGAAUGUCCGUUGGAUCGGUGUCCGACAGGUCGUGGAUGCCGCAACCAACGCUUGCAGCGUCCCGACCUGUUUCCACACCUCGAACCGUUCCAGACUGAGUUCAAGGGAUAUGGCGUCCGCACGACUGAACGCGUGCGUGCGCUUGAUCCUGUCGGCGAGUACGUCGGCGAGAUCAUUGGCCAGAAGGAACUCCUCCGUCGGACCAACGGACUCGGGCGCAUGGAGACCAACUUCUACUACAUCCAGAUGUCGAACGGCGUGUACAUCGACGCGCGUCACCGCGGUGGGUUCACGCGCUUUGUCAACCACAGCUGCAACCCCAACUGCAAAGCCGAAAAGUGGACUGUGGGUGGCGAGACGCGGCUGUUGGUGUUUGCGCUGCGGGAGUUGGCGCCUGGGGACGAAAUCACAUUCGACUAUCAAUGGACGCUCCUCGGCCGGCAACGCAUCAAAUGUUUCUGUGGCGAAUCCGUGUGCAAAGGAUUCAUUGGCGGCGACGUCGAGAAAAACCCGACCGACACUCCCGACGGUGUGUUCCAAGAUCCGACAGACGCCGACACCGUCGACGAGUACCUCGUGGGUCGAACGCUGCGGCUGUUCAAUCCAUCCAGCGGCGACGGCAGCCACUCGUUUUCGAUCGUUUUGGUCAAGAGCUACGACCCAAAUACCCGGGAGCAUACCGUCGUGGACGCGCCUCCGUCCAUGGACCAAACUUCGACCUCCCCUCCUUCCACCCAACGACGUCGGCGCCGCCCGACCAACCGAUUCGACAAAGACGACAGCAGCAGCGACGGCUGCAGUAGCAAUAGUAGCAGUGACGACGAUACAAUCUCUCAUCGCGGCGGCGGCAGGGAUGAGGUCGAUGGAACAACCAUGCGACAGGUGUCGCUGUCGACCCUCCAGUGGCAACUCUACAUUGAUUUGCGCGGGUUGAGUGCCGACGACGUCCAAAAGGCGGUCUUCUCCAUUCCCAAGCUGAACCGCCCGCCGCGACGGCCACACCUGGCAAACGCAACCCCCUUGUCCGCGCCGGCGUCGCCGCUGUACCUGACUCCGCCGCGUCCAUCGACGCCGCUCUCCUCGUCCGCCGCCACACGACCUCCGACGUUCAAGCUGUUGCUCAAAGGACUGUCCCCAGAAGUAAACGCGACGAUGCUUCGACGGCUGCUCGGCAGCCACGCCGACACGGUCGUGGCCAUCGAUCUAUUCUUCCUCGACACGUCCAACUUUGGGCACAUCGGGUGGGCUCUGCUCGAGCUCUCGGACCCGAUCGUGUUUGAAAAGAUGCGCUCGCGGUUCGACAACAAACCGUUCGUGGGCAACACCGUCGUGCGGUCGUUUCGGGCUACAGACCAAGGCAUCUCGAGCUUUUAUCGGGUCAAAGAGACGACGAUCCGGCGUAAACAUCUCGUGUCCACCACCGACCCAAAGGGUACGUCGUCUCGGCCGUCGUCCGCCACGGGCACGCGUCCCCCUCCCCCCCCUCCCUCUCUUUCCAACUCGUCGCGCCAGCCCCCGCGUCGUCCGGGGGACGGCAGUAGCCCCACCACGAAUGACCACACUUCUAAUCCGUCAAUGUCGAUUGCUUCGGAAAUGUACUGCAUUGGCCGCAAACUCAACUGGGUCGUCGAUUCGUCGUCACUUCGUCCUUUGGUGUCGCCGUCGCGCAAAGCCGGCAUGUCGGCGUCCGUGGAAGCGAUGCUCCAAUCCAAAUGCACAAAGAUCAUGCUCAACGUGGUCAAGAUGCUCAAAUUCAAUCGCGAAGACGCGUCCACGGCCAUCGUCCUCUUCCACCGGUACGUGAGCGUGCACCCCAUGAACGUGUCGACUGUCGAAUGGAUGGCGGCCACGUGUCUCCACGUCGUGCUCAAGUCGCACUCGCGGUCAUUGGACUGGCCCGCGUUCGUCACGGCCGUGUACGCGGCCAAGUACCACGGCGGUGGCUCUUCUUCCGCGGCCCAGCCGUCGGCCGACGAGCUCGAGCGGGUCGAGCACCAUGUGCUGUCGAUGGAGGCGGCGCUACUGGACGGUCUUCGCUACGACAUCAGCUCCACCGAUCCGUUUGCAAUGUUGGACGCGUGCUUUCGUGGCGGCAACCUCGACGACGACAACCGCGCACACAAGUUUGGCAAGCGGCUCGUGUCCGACUCUCUCACGGCCACGUCGUUGUGGACGCACUUCCCCGUCGAAUGCCUCGUCGUGGCGGUGCUGUACAUUGCCAGCGCGACCGCCGUCUCGGCCAACCCGAACGCGGACAUGCCGCCCCCGCCGCCGUACCUCCCGCGCUUGCCGCGGUCGCAUCGGCACACGUUUGACGCCGCCGUGGCGCCGCUGCUGACGCUCUUCGAGGCUACCCGAUGCACCGACCUCCCCCGCUCGGUGCUGGAAGAACGCAUCCGACACUUUGUCGAUACCCAAGACGCCAAGGACAUGCCUGCGAUCUACUUUGAGCCGUCGAAUUGGCCGUCCGCGUACCUGGCGUGGCAGUCGAGUCACCAGGCGGUCCAGCUGACGGCCACUCACAUGGAGAACGUGGUCGCGAUCCGACGGCGAGCAUUUGUGGCCCGCAUCAAGGCGGUGGGGGUGCCGUGGCCAGACUUGGCGGGUCGACCGGUGUACCUGCAGCCGUGGCCGUACAAGCAACCGCAUCAUGCGACAAGGGGCAUGCCCGAAGCGUGUCUGCGGGAGCUGUCCACGCUGGUCAACGUCCACGCCCGCGACACGGCGCUGUUUGUGACGCUGAUCGGGAUUGUAUUUCCCACACAACCACAGCGCGUGGACGACCUCCUGGUGUUGCCGUCACCGUCGAAACCCAACAACAAUGAUAAUGCGAUCGACAUGUUUACAGACUUGUUUCCUGGCGAAACAGCCGACAGAACGAUGCCGCCCAUAUCCACCGCGAAACGACCUGUCGUCAAAGCCUCCACGAAAUCCAAAUUGCUCCAGGACGACAUGCACUACCUCGUGUUUGAACGCCCGCUGCACAUGCUGUCGACGCUGUUGGAAUCGACGUCCGACGCGUCCAUCAUGUCGUUUGCCACUCGAAAACGCAUCGUGUUCAACCUGUUUCGCAGUGUCGCAGUGUGCCACGAACACAACAUUGUCCAUCGGUUCAUAUCCCCGUCCAAUAUGUUUGUUUAUGACCACCAAGUGAAACUGGGGGGCUUUUCCUGUGCCCGACACGUCGACAUGAAAGGCGCGCGCACAAGCGGGUACGCCUUGUCCGCCAGUGAGGUCCACGAGCACAUGUCUGGGUCGGCACUGCACACGACAGCCCCCGAGAUUCUCCUCGGCGACAAAGUGUACACCAAGCGAAGCGACGUGUGGAGUCUGGGCGUGGUGGGGCUGCACAUCCUCCUGCACGGCGCGCCGCUGAUCGUCGGCAAGGACGCGCCCAAGCAGCUCGAGUAUCUGUACCGGAUCUGCGGGUCCCCGCGGGACGACGUGUGGCCUGACGCGAUGCACCUGCCCCAGUUUGUCCGCCCCAAGCACAACUACCACACCCGACUGCGCAAGGUGAUUCUUGAGCGCAUGCCGGUGUUCCCGGACGCAGCGAUCGAGUUGUUUGAAAACUUACUCGCCCUCGACCCCAAGCGCCGGUGGCCCGUGCGACGCGCGCUCACGGCGCCGUGGUUUGCCGACCAACUGCUCGACGAGAAUGGUGGGUCCAUGGACUUUACGAUGAUUCCGUCGACGGUCGAGACGAUUGGUGCAUCGUCAGCUCCCAAACAAGACAAAAGCGCCAAGAAACGAAAACAACGGCACGACGCCCCGCCAACCCGCCCCCACCGCAGUCGCCGCCCUUCUCGCGAACGUCCAAGCAGCUAGUUGGAACGUGGGGCUGCCACGUCACCACCACUUAUACGCUGGGUGAAAUGAAUACAAUCCUCAGAGUCGACGAGGAACGAGAUUGUAUCCUAAUCCAGUCUUGGGAUGACAGGAGACGACAGUGGUGCAUAUAACAUGAGAAUAGUACGACGUGCGAGAUGGGA